This is a messenger RNA of Orycteropus afer afer, 747 nucleotides long. It is a transcript of the gene THEM4, whose product is annotated as thioesterase superfamily member 4. Lineage: Eukaryota; Metazoa; Chordata; Mammalia; Tubulidentata; Orycteropodidae. The record is from RefSeq and is a predicted model, not a curated record.
AUGCUGAGGAGCUGCGCCGCGCGCCUGCGCACGCUUGCGGUCCUGCGUGGCCCGCCAGGAGGCGCGUGCUUGUCUGUGAGUGACUCGGGGAAACGGGAUGGGGUCCGGUGUGAUAGGCACCUGCCUGCGAGUGGCCGGGGAAAGCGGGAUGCGUCCGGGAUGCGACGCGCCUGCCUACGAGUAACCGGGAGAAGCGAGGGUGGGCCCGGGGUGCGGAGAGCCCGCCUGCGAGUGACUGAGAAAAGUGGGGCUGAGGGGACCAGGAGGUCAUUUUCUUCUGAAGAAGCCACUCAGAAGGACCAGGCUCUCCCUAACCCCAGCUGGAGCAAGGAAAUUAGACUCCUCUUUGACCAGUUCAUGAAGAAAUGUGAAGAUGGCACCUGGAAACGUUUCCCUUCUCAUCAUUCACGCCUUCCAAGAGUUUAUUGCGGCUCAAUGUCUACAAAAGAAGAACUAAUGUCACAGGCCAGGCUCUUCACCAGAAGCUUUGAAGAGGGCCUGGGCUUUGAAUAUGUGAUGUUCUACAAUGAGGAUGAGAAAAGAGUGGUCUGCUUGUUUCAAGGAGGUCCCUACCUACAAGGAGGACCUGGCUUUCUACACGGAGGUGCCAUGGCGACCCUGAUUGAUGCUACUCUUUUUAUGAAUGCUCAAUUAGCCGGAGGGAUUGUCAUGACUGCCAAUCUCAACAUCAAUUUUAAAAGGGCACCCAGCUCCACUGCAACCUCCUACCAAGAGGCCAUUCCAUGA